CGCCAUGAGACCUGGUAAAGAACGAUCGGAAAUGGCGGGUGAACUCGCCGCCUCCUUAGCUCCCGGCUGCAUUGUCGAUUCGUGUUUCGCCAGUUUGGGAAAUCUCCAUGACUAUAAAUCUGCUCUUCCAUUUUCUUCCAAACUCCUUUCCUCCCAAUAUCUUUAUCUGCUUCCUGCGUCUGCUUUCCCCUCUCCAUCGGCGAAUUCUGAUUCCCAGCUCCAUCAAUGGCGAAGGUCAAGAUCGGAAUCAACGGUUUCGGAAGGAUUGGGCGCUUGGUCGCCAGAGUCGCGUUGCAGAGAGACGAUGUCGAGCUCGUCGCUGUCAACGAUCCUUUCAUCACCACCGACUACAUGACGUAUAUGUUCAAGUAUGACAGUGUUCACGGGCAAUGGAAGAACCAUGAGAUCAAAGUGAAGGAUUCCAAAACCCUUCUCUUCGGCGACAAGCCCGUCACUGUUUUCGGCUGCAGGAAUCCCGAGGAAAUCCCAUGGGGUGAGACCGGAGCUGAGUACAUUGUUGAAUCCACCGGAGUUUUCACUGACAAGGAUAAAGCUGCUGCUCAUUUGAAGGGUGGUGCUAAGAAAGUUGUGAUAUCUGCACCAAGCAAAGAUGCACCAAUGUUCGUUGUCGGCGUGAAUGAGAAGGAAUACAAGUCUGAUCUUGAUGUCGUCUCUAAUGCUAGUUGCACUACCAACUGCCUUGCUCCCUUGGCUAAGGUAGUCAUCAAUGACAAAUUCGGCAUUGUUGAGGGUCUUAUGACCACUGUCCACUCCAUUACUGCCACACAGAAGACUGUUGAUGGCCCGUCGAUGAAGGACUGGAGAGGUGGAAGGGCUGCCUCCUUCAAUAUCAUUCCAAGCAGCACUGGAGCUGCUAAGGCUGUUGGCAAAGUGUUGCCUGCCUUGAACGGGAAGUUGACUGGAAUGGCGUUCAGGGUUCCCACGGUUGAUGUCUCGGUAGUGGACCUCACUGUCAGGCUCGAGAAGAAGGCCACUUAUGAUGACAUCAAGAAUGCCAUGAAGGAAGCAUCUGAGGGUUGCAUGAAGGGGAUCCUUGGUUAUACUGAAGAUGACGUUGUGUCAUCUGACUUCGUGGGCUGCAACAGGUCUAGCAUCUUCGAUGCCAAGGCUGGAAUUGCUCUGAACGACAACUUCGUGAAGCUAGUCUCUUGGUACGACAACGAGUGGGGUUACAGCACAAGGGUUGUUGACUUGAUCUGCCACAUGGCUUCCUGCAAGUAAAAGGAACACUGCACCCAAUUUUGGGUCGAGUUUAGGGAAUUAGAAGAGAAGUACUAAAUAAUCCCAGGCACGAGAGAACAAUCUUUGCAGUUGUGGAAGUGGUGGAAGAAGCUACUACCCCUUUCCCAACUCCGUUUUUUUAUAUCCUUGGGAAGUUUUGAGGCUCUCCCCAAUGUGGAGUUUUGAAUUUUUUUCUGGUUUAUUUAUGUAAUGAUAUGAUUUGUUAAUUUCAAAUUAAUGAUCAUAUGUGCUCAUUUUUAGUUAUGGAUGAUUGAACCAUCACUAUGAAAUAACUCCUCUUUUGUUUUGGAAACUCAACUAAACCUGAAUCAAAUUAACGAUCUAACAAAAGUGAUAUUUCAACCAGUAAUAGAAAUAAUAUGAUUAAAAUUUCGUUUAUUGACC
Molecule: messenger RNA, 1647 nt
Organism: Linum tenue
Lineage: Eukaryota; Viridiplantae; Streptophyta; Magnoliopsida; Malpighiales; Linaceae
Source: the annotation of a GenBank genome assembly